Messenger RNA from Gavialis gangeticus (Gharial), 1855 nucleotides. RefSeq names its product mixed lineage kinase domain like pseudokinase (gene MLKL). The coding region runs from base 132 to 1487 and encodes 451 amino acids. Gene Ontology annotation, molecular function: ATP binding; protein tyrosine kinase activity. The record is from RefSeq and is a predicted model, not a curated record. The transcript is spliced from 9 exons. Gene Ontology annotation, biological process: protein phosphorylation; cell surface receptor signaling pathway. Lineage: Eukaryota; Metazoa; Chordata; Crocodylia; Gavialidae.
UGUCAGGGAGGUGGGGCUGAUGCUAGAAAGAACAGCACACGGAGUUUCCAGAAAGGUCAGCUGUACUUUCAGUUCAUCCCGUACAAGAGAGGGGGUGAGUAGGAGGCGAAUAGCAACACAAGACAUCAGAUAUGGAAAUAGCAGAGAAGGUCCUGAACAUAGCCCAGGUCAUCUACACCCAAUGUGAACAUGUGAAGUACUGUCAGUCCCAGUGCAAACGCCUCAGGGACCGCAUUCAAACCCUAAUGAGACCUAUAAAGAUCCUCAAGGCGCAGACUCCACAACAAAUCUCCCCUCCAGUAGAGAAGACCCUGAAGGGACUGUUGAAGACUUUGGAGAAGGCCCAAGAGCUGGUGACAAAGUACAGCCAGAAGACAUGGCUACAGAAGUUCUUUCAAGCCAGUGAUAUUAAAGAAGAGUUCAUGCAGGUGAAUGUGUGUCUUGGAGAUGCUGCUCAAGGGCUCUCACUCCUACUGCAGGCUGAGCAGCAACAGGCCUUCCUAAAGGUCUUCCAGCAAGAUACCUGCAACAAAGAGGAUGACAAGGACAUCAAGGCUGAUAAGGCCUUCUUGGAAGAGCUGCUUGCAAGCAGCAAAGAGACAAGAGAUGCAGUGGAUGAUGUCCAUAACAGUGUGAAAAAUGUGGAUGGCAAGGUGGAAGAACUUACCCAAAUGGUGAAAAUGUUUGUAGAAGAAUCAAGCAUGAAAAAAGACAACGCAGGUCCAGAAAUAGCUGAGAUUGUGAUAGAGAAUCUAAUUAAGACACCGUGGACCCUCCUGAUGGAAACCAGAAGCCAUGUGAUUUACAAAGGAGAGUACCAUAAAUGCCCUGUUGCCAUCAAAGUCUUCCAAAACCCAGUAAUCACCUGUGCCAUAACAGUGAGGGACAUUUUCAAGAAGGAGAUUGAAACCAUGAAGAUCUUUGAACAUCCAAACAUCCUCCGUAUGUAUGGAAUAUGCAUUGAUGAGAGAGAGUCAAGACCUCAUUUCUCUAUUGUUAUGGAGUAUUGUAGAUAUGGGACCUUGAGAGAUGUCUUAACAAAAAACCCUGAGCUCUCCUGGGAUGAUCGCAUUCAGAUGGCACUGGACGUAGCCAGAGGUGUCUACAGGUUGCAUCACACAGAGGUGAAGCCUAGAUUGCAUGGAUGUAUCAGUAGCACCAAGUUCUUUGUUGCCGAAGGUUACCGUGUGAAGCUGUCAGGAUUUGAGUUAUGUAAAACAGAGUCCUCCAUCAAACGGAACUACAAAGAAAAGAAAUCAAGACAAGUCUCUUCCUCGGCCUAUACCUCCCCUCAGGGCCUGGCCUCGUUGAGCCACAUCUAUGACUUGCACAGUGAAAUAUACAGCUUGGGGAUUGUGCUGUGGGAAAUUGCGACUGGCAAAAUUCCAUUUGAAGGUAAGACAAAAAAGGUUCAUUCUCAGUACUAUUUCAGGUAUCCAACUCACUUUGUAAAUGCUCUGGCACCUGGUUUGGGUUUGUUCUAUUGAUUCUUGAAAAUAAUUAAAAUCAAAUGAAACCAUUUGCAGGAGUCCUCUAUUACUAUUUAGUGCCCAGAGAUUUGGGAUCCAGAGGAGCUGUGUUACAACAAAAGACUGUCCAACAUACUUACAUCUGCUGGAAACCCACAGCACAGUAGGUUUAUCUUCCUGGUAUUUAGGUUCCAGUUCAGCAAAGCACUUCAACACAUACUUACCUAUAAGCACCAAAAGGACCUUAUUCUGAUCCAACAAAGUACUCACAUAUACUGUACCCUCUUAUGUAAUACACACUUUGAUUUUAAGAGACAGGAGGCGCAUCUACAUGAGACACUUAAUGAUGAAUUAGCGUAAUUUACUGUGAAGUAAGCACAUGGGUC